Letharia lupina is the source of this 1290-nucleotide messenger RNA. RefSeq lists its product as uncharacterized. Lineage: Eukaryota; Fungi; Ascomycota; Lecanoromycetes; Lecanorales; Parmeliaceae. The record is from RefSeq and is a predicted model, not a curated record. Gene Ontology annotation, molecular function: oxidoreductase activity, acting on the CH-OH group of donors, NAD or NADP as acceptor. The transcript has 4 exons. Bases 1 to 1290 code for a protein of 429 amino acids.
AUGCCCUACAUCCUCAUAGUCGGAGCAUCGCGAGGCCUAGGAGCCGAACUAGCCAAACAGUACGCCUCAAACAACACCGUAUUCGCGACCAGUCGCUCGGACAAGGCCCCAGAAUCAUUCAAGAAUAUUGAAUACAUCCCCGACAUCGACGUCGCCAAGGAAGAUGCAGGCGAGAAACUCGCAUCCCAUAUCGGCAAGAAGACUCUCGACACCGUCAUAAUAACAGCCGGCUACUUCGCAACCGAGUCCUUCGACUCACCUUCAUGGGACAACCAAGUCAAAAUGUACACCACCAGCUCCAUCGGUCCUGUAUUCAUUGUGCACUACCUCGUCAAAGCUGGCCUGCUCGCCAAGGGGAGCAAGAUUAUACUUGUCAGCAGCGAGAGCGGCAGUAUCACGUUGAGGCAUGAGAGCGAGGGAGGAGGGAAUUACGGACAUCAUGCCAGCAAGAGUGCGUUGAACAUGGUUGGGAAGCUAUUGAGUCUGGAUCUGAAGGAGAAGGGCGUAGCGGUGGGGAUUGUGCAUCCGGGGUUCAUGAGGACGGAGAUGACGAGAGGUGUUGGGUUUGAUAAGUUCUGGGAUGAUGGCGGCGCUGUCACGCCAGACGAAGCCGCUAAGUCCCUGAUUAAGUUCAUCGAGACAUUCGACAUAGAGAAAACAGGUGAAUAUUGGGCGCCCCGCGGACCACGGGAUAUCGGGACUUCGGAAGCUGUACUAGGCAAGGAUCUGAGCACGCCUCUACAAUUACCUUGUCUUCUAGCUUCCUCGUCCACAAAGAAUCUCUCAACAAAUUCACCAAAGCUCCGCCUUAAUUCGGAGCCCAACUCAGCAAGCGCCUCGGAACAAGCGCUCCAGCUAAGUCGCGGACCUUCAGCCGGUAACAGUCAGCAGUCAAGCUACAACAUGGACGACCCAUCUUCGAUCGGGAGCUUUACCCGCAUUCCCACAGAAGUGAGGAUGAUCAUCUAUCGCCUUGUACUCCCCGAACAAUGCCGUGGCAUUCUGCCAAUCUCUACGAUGUUACAUCAGAGCUACGAAGUCGGUCAACUCGUCUACCAAAACGCUGCCAUCUUUCAGACUUCGAAAGCAAUCAGUCGGGAGGCAAUGGACGUGCUCUACUCAGAAACCCUGUUCAACAUUAAUCUCUGGAAGUUCAGCCCACGGCUAAAUAAGAAGCAUCAUCUUACUCAUCCAGGGCUGCCCCUCAUUCAGAAUGUGCGUUUCCGGAUGGAUACGAUGAUGUACGAUCAUAUCUACGAGGACGAUACUGAAUACGAAGCGUCAGUCUGA